Molecule: messenger RNA, 2848 nt
Organism: Spirodela intermedia
Lineage: Eukaryota; Viridiplantae; Streptophyta; Magnoliopsida; Alismatales; Araceae
Source: the annotation of a GenBank genome assembly
AUGCCGAAGUCCAAACGCAAUAAAGUUGGUAAGUGUUCGAAUGGGGUAUCCUCAGUUUUCUCCCCGUGCUCCUCCCUCGUGGACGCGGAUUUGAGGUUUUUGGUUUUUCUCCUUCGCCCAAAGUACUGAAAAUAGGUCGCUAUCUGGAGAGUAAGUAUUAUGUGCGACUGCAUGAUGGUGAGCUAAAACGUCUACGGAGGAAGAAGAGCAUGCUGUGGUUCAUCUUUUUUUAACAUCCCUGCUCGGAGAAUGAUAUUUAUGUAGUCUCGGUCCUUCCAACGCAGUUACCUUGUCGAAGACCAAGAAAAAGGGGAGGGAGCACAAGGAAUCCUUUGUGAAUUCCAUAAGGCAGGCGUUGGAUGAAUACAGCGCUGUCUAUGCGUUCGCUUUCGAAAAUAUGAGAAAUCUGAAGUUUAAGGAGUUCAGAGAGCAGCUGAAGUCUAGCAGCAGGUAUUGACGUAUUUUGUUUACUCCAUUCAUCCGGACUUUCUCAGCGGUUUGGUUAUCGUCUGAUACUCGAGGGUAAAUCACUGGACAUGCUACCGUGUACUUUUCUUCAUUUUAAGUAGAGAAGAUCGAUAGAGAAAAUUGUAGUAGUUAAGGUCGGUGCCCGCCAAAUACUGCAGACGACGUUUAGUCGAUUUAUUUUAACAACUCGAUAUCAUAUUUGAUUCUGUUAUUGAACGUUUACCAUCUAUUCAUUAAUCUUAUGUGUCUCUCAUGGCUUCUUGGUUGCCAUUUUCUUUUCGUUUUUAUACAAGUCUUAAUGUUCAUUUUUUUACGCUUGUAGAUUUUUUCUUGGGUCAAAUAAAGUCAUGCAAAUUUCUUUAGGACGAUCAGCAUCUGAUGAAGGGAAGCCGUACGUACAUAAAGUUGCCAAGGUUGCCAUACCUUCAUGUACAGUGCGAAUCGUUGACUUUUACAGUUGCUUGUACUGAUUCUGAAAUCAAUUUCAGUUUCUGCGUGGGAACACUGGACUUUUCUUCACCAAUUUAUCAAAAGAGGAAGUUAUCAGGUAUCACGUGGGUCCUUGUUCAUAAUGUAUUAGGCUAUUUAUAUAUUCAUUUAUAUUUCAAAGCCUAUGAUAUCACAGCUUAUGCCUUUUCAAUGUUGUACUUGAUAAUAUUUUUACGUUAAAUAUCUCUUGAUGUUGGUAUUUGAUGCAAAUUCAUAUGGAUAUUCUGGAUGAUUACACCUGCGUCUGUGGAUUUAUAAUCACGUUUUUUUAAUCAGUAGAUAAAUAAAUGAUCGAAUGUGUUGCAUCAUGAAUACGGAAAUGAUGUGCGAUAAGGAGAAAAAAGAAAAGGAAAAUUAGAAUCGAGAAAUUCCCCACUGGAUUUAAGGGGAAAGCUUAAGCAUUAUCUUACUCUCUACAUCACAGCCCCUCCUAAAUGAAGAACUUUCUUCUACUUUUCAAGACUCUAGGCCAUAUUCUAUCUGCAUUUCUUUCUUUUUUAUAGACCAUAGCCAACCUCUCUUUUCAGCUUUGAUGGUCUAGGUGCUUCUCUGAUAGAUGAACAGUAUAUGCUCUUAUUAUACGAUUAGAUUACGUAGCAAAAGAUGCAUUAUCGCCAUUUUUAAUGGAAUUUGCCAUGCUCAAAACAUUCCCUUUGAGUUUUCUUCGCACAUCAAGCAUUCAUGAUCUGCUCAAUGUUGAUAGAAACAAGAUUGCAUAAUCCAGUGUCUAACACAAUUUGGACUGGAUCUACCAAAUCCUGUGAUUCAAAACGGGGAGAUCGUCUCUAUUAAAAAUGUAAUUCUGAUUAAUUCAAAGUACAUAAUUAUUUUUUGUCAUUCAUGGUGCUGGGAUUUUGUAGAAGCUAUGCUUGCCACUCUUUAAAGUUGCCCUUAUAAAGCUUCUUUCUUCUUGCAGUUUGUUUAAAGCAUUUGAAGAGCAUGACUUUGCAAGAACAGGAAGCAUUGCGACUGAAAAGGUUUGAUUAUAGUUUUGUGGAUUUGACCUCCAGCAGUGAUCUUUCCGGUUGUUUUCUGUAUUUAGGAACACUACAUCAAUAAACAUCCAUGUUUUUAGUUUACAUUUUGGAGUUUAAUCUAUAAGUUACAUAUUAUUAACGCUAAUUGAAGUAUACUGUAGGUAUGCAGGUGAUUGUAUGCCCACGUUUGUUCUGCUGAUAAUGUCUUCUCUUUGGAAAAUGUGUAAAACCAUAACCAAUCUUCCAUACGGAAGGCAUGUGGGUAUGCUAGUGAAGAGUCAUUUUGAGAUGCUUAUGUUCCGUUCUGGCAGGUGGAGCUGAAAGAAGGUCCUUUAGAACAGUUCACACACGAGAUGGAGCCUUUAUUACGCAAACAGGGGAUGCCUGUUCGAUUGAACAAAGGUUCAUAGUUGCUGCUUCUAUUUCACCUUCUUCACUUAUUAAGAACCAAGUUUGUUUGCGCACCCUUCUUAUUGGCUCCCUGCUCUCUCUCUCUCUCUCUCUCUCUCUCUCUCUAGGGGUUGUGGAGCUGGUCUCUGAUUUUGUUGUCUGCGAAGAAGGAAAGCCAUUGUCACCUGAGUCAAGUCGCAUUUUGGUAUGCUUUUCCUGCCACUUUCAUACAGAGCUUUAAAUAUAUUGGAAUGUUUUGUGCUGUAGACUUGUCUUGUCUCUCCAUGGUUCCCCCUGGCAAAGUGAUCAAAUCUAAUUGGGCAUGCUGUGGCAUGUUUCUCCGUUGAAAAAUACAUGGUAUCUUAAUGACCCUACCGUAUGUUCUCAUCUUUCUCUUACUCUUUCAGCGUUUGCUGGGGGUCAAAAUGGCCACGUUCCGCCUUCACCUCCUGUGCAGAUGGAGCACCGAGGACUUUGAAGCGUACAGAGAAGCUCUCGACCUCUCAGACGACGAGUCUACAUAG